UCAAGCUCGGCCCUGCCCACCGCUCGGAGUUGUGGGACGUUUGCACUUGCUAGAGGCGCCGUGCGGAGAUGUGAAGGUGGUUGCGGUGUGGGUGAAAAUCAGCAAACAAAGAAACGGCUUCUAAUUAGCGCUGAGCGGUAGUGGCCAGGAAAAUGCAGGGGAAGGAUGCUCGUUAUCUGAAGAGGAAAGUAAAAGGGGGUAAUAUAGAUGUCCACCCGGUGGAGAAAGCUUUGGUCGUUCACUGUGAAGUAGAAGCUACAAUUUUGGGUGAGAUGGGCAAUGCCAUGCUUGGAGAACGGAAGGAAUGUCAGAAAAUUAUUCGUCUGAAAAGCCUGAAUGCUAACACUGACAUUGCAUCGCUGGCACGCAAGGUAGUAGAAGAAUGCAAGCUCAUUCAUCCAAGUAAACUAGCAGAGGUUGAACAGCUGAUCUACUACCUUCAGAACCGCAGGGAAAGUCCUCAAGGAAGAGGCAUUCAGUCCAGAAAUAGAGGGAGUGAAAAUGACACGAUUUCACUAAUUCAAGUUAAGAAUUAUGAAGAAAAACAUGAAAAAAAGGUUGGCAAGCUGAAGGAUCCACCUCCUUUUGAAGGAAUGGAAAUUGAUGAAAUAGCAAAUAUUAAUGACGUAGAAGAUUACAUAGAAUUACUGUAUGAGGAUAUAUGUGACAAAGUGCGAGGCUCAGCACUCAUUCUUCAGUUGGCUCGCAAUCCUGAUAAUUUGGAAGAAUUGCUACAAAAUGAGAUUGCAUUGGGAGCAUUGGCUCGAGUGUUGAGAGAGGACUGGAAGCAAAGUGUGGAGCUUGCAACCAAUAUUAUUUACAUCUUUUUCUGUUUCUCCAGUUUUUCUCAAUUUCACGGACUAAUUACUCACUAUAAAAUUGGUGCGCUCUGCAUGAACAUUAUCGACCACGAACUGAAGAGGCAUGACCUAUGGCAAGAAGAACUUAAUAAAAAGAAGAAAGUAGUUGAAGAUGAUGCUGAUAAUCAAGUCCUGAAGAAGGAUUAUGAGAAAACAUAUAAGAAGUAUCAGGGUUUAGUUAUCAAACAGGAGCAGCUACUGAGAGUUGCCUUCUACCUUUUGUUGAAUUUAGCUGAAGACACAAGAACUGAACUCAAAAUGAGGAACAAGAAUAUUGUCCACAUGCUUGUGAAAACACUUGAUCGAGAAAACUUCGAGUUGCUGAUCCUCGUGAUGUCCUUCUUAAAAAAACUUAGUGUAUUUGUAGAGAACAAAAAUGAUAUGGUAGAAUUAAACAUAAUCGAGAAGCUAGCAAAGUUGGUGCCCUGUGAGCAUGAGGAUCUUCUGAAUAUUACCUUGCGCUUGCUGCUGAACCUUUCCUUUGACACUGGGCUUCGGAACAAGAUGGUCCAAGUGGGUCUCCUCCCAAAAUUGACUGCGUUGAUAGGGGCUGAAAACCAUAAACAAAUAGUGAUGUGCAUUUUGUACCAUAUCACCAUGGAUGAUCGCUUCAAAUCCAUGUUUGCCUACACUGAUUGCAUUCCCCAGUUAAUGAAGAUGUUAUUUGAAUGUCCUGAAGAGCACAUUGAUAUGGAAUUAAUAUCCUUUUGUAUUAACCUUGCAUCUAACAAGAGAAAUGCACAAUUAAUCUGUGAAGGAAAUGGCCUGAAAAUGCUAAUGAAAAGAGCCUUCAAAUUCAAGGAUUCACUGCUCAUGAAAAUGAUCAGGAAUAUUUCCCAACAUGAAGGCCAAACCAAAGACUUAUUCAUAGACUAUGUUGGGGAUCUAGCAGCUCAGAUCAAUAGCAAUGAAAGUGAAGAAUUUGUUAUUGAAUCUCUUGGAACCUUGGCUAAUUUGACACUUUCAAGUCUUGACUGGGAGCUUGUGCUGAAAGAAUAUAACUUGGUUCCUUUUCUCAAGGACAAACUGAAACCAGGUUCAACAGAAGAUGACCUGGUUCUGGAAGUGGUGAUUAUGAUAGGCACUGUGUCCAUGGAUGAUUCUUGUGCAGCAAUGCUGGCAAAAUCUGGGAUUAUUCCAGCACUCAUUGAACUUCUAAAUGACAAACAAGAAGAUGAUGAAUUUGUUUGCCAGAUUGUAUAUGUCUUCUACCAAAUGGUUUUCCAUCAAGCUACCAGAGAUGUAAUUAUAAAAGAAACACAAGCUCCAGCGUAUUUGAUUGAUCUUAUGCAUGAUAAAAAUGCAGAGAUACGAAAAGUCUGUGAUAACACACUGGACAUAAUUGCGGAAUAUGAUGAAGAGUGGGCCAAAAAAAUUCAAAGUGAGAAGUUUCGCUGGCACAACUCUCAGUGGCUGGAAAUGGUUGAGAAUCGCCAGGUGGAUGAAAGUGAGCCAUAUGUCUAUGGUGAUGAUGGGCUAGAGACAUUUAUUCAUGAAGGAGACAUUCUGGAAAGACCUGAUCUUUUCUACAAUGCAGAUGGACUUUUACCGCCUGAUGGAACCAUUAGUCCAGAUUUCUUGGGUGAAUACCAGUUUCAAAAUGGUGACCUUGUUGGACAGCAUCCUUAUGGCAGUUUGGCAGUUGAUGGGUUUGGUCAACCAGUUAACUUUCCUGGACGUCCAGUCACAGCUUACGGUUACCGUCCAGAUGAUCCUUACCUCUAUCCAUUUGGAACCAGAUAAGCUCAGCCAGUUAUUUAUUAAUGCUUUUGUAACAUUCCUUGUACAUAAACUGCAAAUGUAUUGUACUGUGGGUCUUUGUUUGUACUGCACUGUGUCAGAGCUGUGAUGUGAAUUACAAUUAUAUACAUAAUAGUCUAAUGUCCUGACUGCAAUAUAUUAACGGUAUUUGAAUUAUUUAAUGUGUUUUCUGCUUUUAUCCUUUUGAAACACUGGAUUAGUCUGAAGAGCGUAACUGGAACAAAGUCUCCAAUACACAAACUGUAGUCUUAAAUCAUUCAAUUCUAUAGCUAAAAAUUUACUAUUUAAUUUCUGGGAUAUCAUUUUGUUACUCUAAAAAUGCUUAUAGCAAUUUUACUUUUAAAGCUGUUUACUACAAAUAGCAGUAUUUUAAAUUGUUCGCAUUUUGUGUAAUCAUUUCUGAAAAUAAUGUCAUAUUUGUAACUUUAAAUAACAUGAAUUGUGUCUAGUAAUAGGUUAUUACAUUUUUUUUUGUUUGUUCCACGUCCAUUAUAAUUGUUUCUAUUUAUUUUGCCAUUUCUGCAAUCUCUGACCAAAUGUGGAUUGAAAUAAAUCUUGGCACCAUUGUCUGUUUUGCAGUUUAGAACACUACUAAAUUAAUAAAUGAGAACUUAAAAUAAACACAGGCAAAAUCAUUUAUGUACUCUUCUCUCAGAGGUAUAUUUCUGAAGUAGAACUUUAUCCUAUGGUUUCAGAGUAGACAACUUGCUGGACAUAUGACCCUUCAUUAAAAUCGGGAAAGCUUCCCAGCAGACUUGCAGCAUCUGCAGCUUUUUAUUUUCAUUUACUGUGCAAGAUUCUUUCUUGUUCUUUGUGUCUGAAGCAAAAGAUAACUUGGCUACUUGUGGGUGCAAUCAUAAUGUUUAGUUUCUUCCCUGUGGGAGAGAAAUCUCAAGACAUCUUGUCUAGUUCUGCCCAUAACAUCUCAGCAGUGUCUUUUCUAAGUACUUAACCUUCCUUUAGUCUCAAUCCACAGCUGCUAACUCUUAAGAGUUCAAUGAACAAUUUUACUCUGGAAAGAAUGGUGCUAUGUCUUUUUUACUUUGUGCUAAUUAAGAUAAAUGGUCUUGUCACACCAUAUGAAUUCCUUUCUAACGAUCGAGGAAUCUUAGUCUAAAAAUUGCCAGAGCAAAUUAUUUAGCAUUUCUAAUGUUGCAAAUGGGUAGUUUAGUUGUGCAAAUUGCCUCCACAACCUAACUACAAAUUAAGUUUUUUUGCAUACAAAUCUCAUAAACUUGGCCUGUAAAUUGUGACCUUGCACAUAUCCAUCUAUGUUUAAACUUUCUACACAAAAUGUAUGCAGAACUUUAAGGAGCUUUCAGCUCUUUUUAGGUUCUCUGAGGAUAUUGCAGAUGUGUUUGAUGGAAGUAGAUCUCAAAAAUGGUACUGAAAAAUACAAAGCUCAACCUAGAACUGUGGAAGUUUGGGUUCCUCCACAAAACACAUUGAGACACCUCAGAGGUCAAACAAUUCCAGAAGUGUUGAGUUCACUGAGAAAGUUUCUCAAGAGGUAACCAACAGCUGGGGCAAAAAAAAGUACACAUUAUCUGAAAACAAGAAUAACUCUCAAUGCCUCUGCUUUGAUACAUAAAUUUUUAUUACAAAUUUUGGAAUAAGAUAUGUAGUAACAAUUCCAAGUUUUUAAGGAAAAGGAAGGACAGCUGAAAGAGGCAUUAAAUUUCAGUAAAUUAAAUUCAAGGCUGAAAGUUAAUACAAUAAUUACAAUAUCUAGAAAUUUAGUUAAGCAAGACAUUAUGCUUAAAACCAAUAUAAUUGCUUUGACAGAAGUAAACACAAGAGUAUUCUUAAUGUCAGUAAAACACCAAGACCAGGCCUCUUGGUGUAACAUAUCUAUAUUUGGUACCACUGUAUCACCUUAAGGGAGAUAAAUGAUCAUCUCCCAGAUGAUCAAAUACAUGGUGUUUUGUAGUUUUGACACAAUAGUAAUAAAUAAGAACUUUGCAGAUGCUUAUUACCAUGUUAGUAUGGGACUGGUGUGCAGGUGGCUCCUUAAGACAUCCCUUUGUCACAUGUACAGUGUUGAGUUAGAAGAGCUUACAUUGUUAAUUCUGUAAAGCUAUAAUCAAAGAUAAUUUCAUUUCCACUAUGCUGCAAACUGAUGCUUCAUCUGUUCACAACUCUAAAUUUGAUAUGUUGGACAGAAACUCUACAUCUAUCUGUUGUUCCCAACUCAGAAUUUGAUAUAUCUUCAGAUGUGGUAAUGUGCAACCCUUUUUUGUUUAUUUUAGUUUUGUUCAUCGAUCAAAGCAUUACAUUAUGCCUCGUGGUUAUGUCAUAUUAGAUUUUUUUCCUGUUGUACUAUGUCAAAGCAAUAAUAUUUGUUUUAGAGACUA
Hypanus sabinus (Atlantic stingray) is the source of this 4975-nucleotide messenger RNA. It is a transcript of the gene kifap3a, whose product is annotated as kinesin-associated protein 3a. The transcript is spliced from 21 exons. Bases 153 to 2603 code for a protein of 816 amino acids. NCBI's taxonomy places the organism in Eukaryota, Metazoa, Chordata, Chondrichthyes, Myliobatiformes, Dasyatidae. Gene Ontology annotation, biological process: cilium organization; microtubule-based movement. Gene Ontology annotation, molecular function: kinesin binding. The record is from RefSeq and is a predicted model, not a curated record. Gene Ontology annotation, cellular component: ciliary transition zone; kinesin II complex; axoneme.